CGCGCCGAGUCCCCGCCGGCCGGAGGAGGAAGGGAGGGUCGCCGACCCGUCGGGUUCGAAGAUGCCGCAGCGGCACUCGAAGAACAACAACGACCUCGCCUACUUCACCUACGAGGAGAAGCGGAAGCUCGGGUACGGCACGCAGCGGGAGCGCCUGGGCAAGGACUCCAUCAAGCCCUUCGACGCCUGCUGCCUCUGCCUCAAGCCGCUCAUCGACCCGCUCGCGUGCCCCAAGGGCCACACCUUCUGCAAGGAGUGCAUCCUCGAGUGCCUCCUAGCGCAGAAGAAGGACAUCAAGCGCAAGCUUAUAGCUCAUGAUUCCCAGAAAAAGCAAGAGAAGGAAGAGGAGGAGGAGAAGCUGAUGCUGCAAAAAUCCAAGGAGUUGGACGCUUUUGACCAGCAGAAUCACGGAGCAGUCCCCCAAUACCUUGAUCGCAGCGGUUCCCAGGACAAGAAUGGUUUCCAUGGAGCCAACAGUGUGAAGACUACCUCCUUUGAAGAGGAAGCUCUCCGCACCAUGAAGGCGUUCUGGCUUCCCUCUGCUACGCCCGAAUCUACUAUCAAGGUUGAUGCCCCCUCCACUGACACAGUCUGCCCUGAGGGGCAGGAGAAGCUAAAGAUGAAGGCCCUCUUUCCUAUUUCUUUCACUGAGGAGAACGCUGACUACAAGAGCAAGAAGUCAGUGGAGAAGAGCUACAUGUGCCCCAGCUGCAAGUCCACUCUCACAAACACCAUGUCCCUAGUGGCGAUCAGCACCUGCGGCCAUGUCUUCUGCAAGAAGUGCUCUGACAAGUUCCUGGCAACUGAUAAGGUCUGCUUGAUGUGCAGCAAACCAUGCAAAGAGAGGAAUUUGAUUCCUUUGGAGAAAGGAGGAACAGGGUUCGCCGCACACGACGACCGCUUAGAGGCAAAGAAUUUCAAGCAUUUAGGGAGUGGUUCUGGGCUAGGAUUAGUGAGGCCUGCUCCUAAGGCUUAGCCUUAAAUUAUUUACCUGCUGUUGUAUAAUGUUGUGACCUACAAUUGUGUCAAGAGUAUAUGCCGACCUGGAAAUUUUGCUUCAAGGUUUUGAUAUAUUUGUGAGGAGUUUAGUCUGGAACAAUUGAUGCCCAGAUUUGUAUGAUGCAAGUAAACCACGCUUUUUGCUUCA
Messenger RNA from Lolium rigidum, 1147 nucleotides. Its product is annotated as E3 ubiquitin-protein ligase CSU1-like. The record is from RefSeq and is a predicted model, not a curated record. The transcript is spliced from 2 exons. The coding region runs from base 62 to 976 and encodes 304 amino acids. Gene Ontology annotation, molecular function: ubiquitin protein ligase activity. Gene Ontology annotation, cellular component: nucleus. Lineage: Eukaryota; Viridiplantae; Streptophyta; Magnoliopsida; Poales; Poaceae.